Messenger RNA from Rotaria sordida, 723 nucleotides. NCBI's taxonomy places the organism in Eukaryota, Metazoa, Rotifera, Eurotatoria, Philodinida, Philodinidae. The record is from the annotation of a GenBank genome assembly.
AUGCCAAUAUAUUCAACAUUACUUAAAAAUUUUGAAAGAUUAAGUACACAUGAUUUAUUAUCCUAUGGACAACUUUCAUGUGAUACUAUAUUAACAUCAAUUCAUAAACAAUUAUCAAAUUUAUAUGAUCUAUAUGAUGAAUAUUUUCGUACAUUAAAUGAUGUCAUUAAUAAGCUAGGUGAAUUAUUUAUAAAUGAACAUGUUAAUAAAGAACAAGAAAUGAUUGAUCGAUUAUCAAUAAUAUCAUCAUCAGAUAGUAUUUUUAUUGAACCUGUUGAAGAAUUAUGUAAACAUAUUAAACAACCAUCUACAUUACCAUUGUUACUUGCACAUAUUGGUUUAUCAGAUCGUUUAAUGCAUAAAAUGAUUUUAGAAUUUGCUGCAUCAAUACAACACUUAUAUUCUCAAAUAGUUGCAUAUACAAUUCCUGCUGUUUUUUGUGGUUUAAUUAAUGCACAUUAUUUAGCUAAAGUUAAUAAAUGGACUUUCUUAUUAAUGAAUAGUAUUGCACAAAGAAAAUCAAUACGUAUGGCUAUAUGGGGACUAAAUUGUCUUAUGUUAAGUACAUGUCCAUCACAUAAAACUACUAAUACAUUUAUUAUAAAACGUAUAAGAAAGCUUUUAACGAAUAUUGAACAAGUAUUCACAAAUCAAUUGAAUACAGAAAAAUUACAGGCUGAUUUACUUGCAGCUAUUCAAGAUACGAUAUUAUCAUCAUCUUGA